AUGAGAUCAGCAGUACUCCUAUCAUCUGCUAGAACGCGACUGGGUCGACCGAGCAUCAUAUCCCGCUCUCUCUCCACGACGGCUGUCCGUGCCAGACCAACCGCCAUCGCGAGAGCCGAGAAAGAGGCCGACCUGAAGAAACACCCAGAGAGCGCCCUGACGCAAGAAAAGUCGUCCGAUCGACCAGGGAAUCGACACUGGACGGCAGAAAAUGCCACCGUGAGCGAGCAAGAUAUUCACGCCGAUAAAGAAGCCGGACCGAAGGAAGACGUAGCCAAAGACUCUGAGAAAACCAGUAACAUGUAA
Exophiala oligosperma is the source of this 306-nucleotide messenger RNA. RefSeq lists its product as uncharacterized. Bases 1 to 306 code for a protein of 101 amino acids. The record is from RefSeq and is a predicted model, not a curated record. The transcript is spliced from 2 exons. NCBI's taxonomy places the organism in Eukaryota, Fungi, Ascomycota, Eurotiomycetes, Chaetothyriales, Herpotrichiellaceae.